AUGGCCAACUACCUGGCUUCCAUCUUCGGUACUGAGCAAGAUAAGGUCAAUUGCUCAUUCUACUACAAAAUUGGAGCCUGCCGCCAUGGAGAUCGCUGCUCUCGGAAACAUGUGAAGCCGUCGUAUUCUCAGACCAUCCUCGUCCCAAAUAUGUACCAGAACCCUGCGUUCGACCCCAAAAAUAAAAUGAAUCCUAGCCAGCUACAAAAUCAUUUCGAUGCUUUUUACGAGGACUUCUGGUGCGAAAUGUGCAAGUAUGGCGAGCUGGAGGAGGUAGUUGUGUGUGAUAAUAACAACGACCACCUAAUUGGUAAUGUCUAUGCGCGAUUUAAAUACGAAGACUCUGCCCAGAAGGCUUGUGAUGCGCUCAACUCCCGCUGGUACGCUGCGCGACCCAUAUACUGCGAGCUGUCCCCAGUCACGGAUUUUAGAGAAGCGUGUUGCCGAUUAAACAGUGGCGAAGGGUGUGUUCGGGGCGGCUUUUGUAACUUUAUACACCGCAAAGAGCCGAGCACGGAGCUGGAAAGGGAGCUAGAGAAUUCGACAAAGAAAUGGCUAAGAAUGAGGGGCCGUGAUGAACGAAGUGUUAGCCGGACGCCUAGCCCAGAACCAGGAAAGAGAAGGUAUUAA
Ophidiomyces ophidiicola is the source of this 630-nucleotide messenger RNA. RefSeq lists its product as uncharacterized. Bases 1 to 630 code for a protein of 209 amino acids. Gene Ontology annotation, cellular component: spliceosomal complex; U2AF complex. NCBI's taxonomy places the organism in Eukaryota, Fungi, Ascomycota, Eurotiomycetes, Onygenales, Onygenaceae. The record is from RefSeq and is a predicted model, not a curated record. The transcript has 3 exons. Gene Ontology annotation, biological process: mRNA splicing, via spliceosome. Gene Ontology annotation, molecular function: metal ion binding; pre-mRNA 3'-splice site binding.